Molecule: messenger RNA, 2345 nt
Organism: Anguilla anguilla (European eel)
Lineage: Eukaryota; Metazoa; Chordata; Actinopteri; Anguilliformes; Anguillidae
Exons: 5
Coding region: 225-1007 (260 amino acids)
Source: RefSeq, a predicted model, not a curated record
UGUCGGGAAAACGGACACAAAAGCACGGAAAUGUCGAGUGGCUAGUCAAGGAACCGAAAGAAAAAAAAACACAUCAAGAAACAAUAUCGCUUACUAGCAUAAGUCAUCACCUAACGUUUUUUGGAAGAUAUUGUUUAUUGGAGAAUAUCUUGCAAUAUUCCGAUAGAAUACAUUUUUUACUGUCGCUAACUAGUCUAGCUAGAUAGCUAACACCCACGGCAGAAAUGGGUACUAGAGCCAGUCGUUUCCAAGAAGAAACAGUCGCCACGGCGUUUGCGAAGGAUGGCAUCAAGAGGGACUCCUGCCGAAGACUUCGCAACAAGAGGCCUACUAGUUUAGUGGUGGAUUUCUCGGGCAGCUUCGACCAGGACUCGGAAGUCAGUCGCAGUCGUUCAGAGGAGGGCAGCGACUCGGACCAGGGGCGUCCGACGGGCGCCGAUGGAAGCCAUGGUGACAUAAACAGCCCAAGCAAUCCCGAUCAAACUACACCGGACGAGACUGGUGAUGCUGGUGGGCCCGCGGAUGGUGCUAACUCUGGUUCAACAGGAGACGUCAACAACGACGGUCUGUCGGUGGAGGAGACGGGCCGCAUCCCCCAUCGCACUUUCUCGGAGCGUCUCCCCUCCAGCCGACAUACUUCCGGUCGCAGUGGAUCUUCGCGAACCGCCGCACGCGCUCGGGGAAGCAACCCGCGGCCAGUCUCGGAGGCAUGGAUCGGUGUGUACAGGGUCAACAGCCGCCACAGCACCGUGCGCUGUCCGUUCUGCUCCAAGCCCUUCCCGGGAGGCCGAAUCGAGGAGCAUUUGCUGAGCUGCCUCACGUCCCCCCCUCUCCCGUACAACAUGGACACUCUGAGUAAGGACAGUGGGGAGUGCAGUAUUUGCCUGGAAGACCUGCUGCAGGGGGAGACCAUCGCACGCCUGGCCUGCCUCUGCGUCUAUCACAAGAGUUGUAUUGAUUCUUGGUGCAAGGUGAAGGCCUGUUGUCCAGAACACCCCUUCGACUGAAACCCCUUCAGUUCUGUGAGUCAGGCCGGUCUUGGUGUGGAACUCUGGCAACAAUGAAAAUGGGGGUGGGGGAAGGGGGAAGUGGGGGUGCGGCAAGAAGAACGGAACAAAGAAAGAAAAAAAAACCAAAAGAGCGUCAGCCGCUGUAGCCUUCUGGAAAGACGAGGAGACCACUGACAACAGCUACUUCCUUCAAAAUGGGUCACUCCAGCCAAUCACACAUCAACUACACAUCAGCAUCAUCACAAGGAUCAAAUGAAACCAGUGCCAGGCUCAUUGUGACAGACAGACGGACCCAUUUUUUUAAUCUCCUUUUUAUUUCCAAGAGGUUUUUUUUUUUUUUUAAGGAGGGUGGGUGGGGGUCACUGUAUUUUGUUUGAACCUCUGAGUGGCUGUGUAUGGCUAGCUGCUAGGCCGCUAUAUGAGUUUCUGGGUGGCUGUGUCUGCGGCUAGCCGCUAUUUCAGUAUUCAAGUCCCUGAGUGGCUGUGUAUAGCUAGGUGCUAGGCUGGUAUUUGGGGUCCCUGAGUGGCUGUCUACAGCUAGCCACUAUAUUAGUCUCUGAUUGGCUGCCUAUGGCUAGCCGCUAGUUUGGUAUUCGAGUCCCUGAGUGGCUGUGUAUAGCUAGGCGCUAGGCCGGUAUUCGGGGUCCCUGAGUGGCUGUGUCUUCAGCUAGCCACUAUAUUAGUCUCUGAUUGGCUGCCUAUGGCUAGCUGCUAUAUGAGUCUCUGAUUGGCUGCCUAUGGCUAGCCGCUAUAUGAGUCUCUGAUUGGCUGCCUAUGGCUAGCCGCUAGGCCGCUAUAUGAGUCCGUCUCCUCUGCUUUCCAUGGAGGCUUCCUCACUCCUUCCUCUGCACCCGGGGGGGGGCGGGCGUAAAGCAUCAUUUCAUCCCUUCUUCCCCAAACUCCCAAAGUUGAGACAAUCGUGUUCCUGUCUCCGUCUGGGACGUGGACGUGGGGGCUGGGGCCCCCCCCUUUUUUUAAAAACUGAGGGCUGUGUUUCGCCGUAGGGACUUUACAGUCUCGCUCACGUGAAGCACUUUAAAAGUGAAAAUGUGUUUCGAGCCUUAAUGUCUGGCUUUAGCCCCACCAAGCACAGUUUUUUUUUUUUUUUUUUUUUUUUACAUUUUCUGUUCCAUGUCUUCACGUAAUGUCACUGGGUUUGCGUUUCGUGCUACAUAGAGGGUACCCAUGCCAAAAUUUCUUCAGAAAUGUCGGGUGAGGGCGAGGGCGGGGUGGGAGGGGGGGUGCAAUAAUGACAUUGAUUGGAAAGUGAUUCCUGUGCAUAGCGAGUAAUUUAUUUUUCUUGCCACCUUUCUGUAUUAUCACCCUUUGGAUAAA